CAACGGCUAGUUCCCGCAUCAUCAUGUGACCGUUCAGCACAACACCCAACAUUCAAAACACAUCAUUACAAGAUUUAACAAACACCACUUCCAUUAUUAUUGUUCCGCAAAAUCCACUUUCUUCGUUCCAAAUUUGGAGCUUGCAGGCAUUGCUUUGAGCAUCUCGUUUUGUUGGUCCCAAUAUUAAAAACAAAUCAUUGCUCCCUUGUGAUUUGUUUCAUCCAGAAUCUUCACAAAAACACCAUUUAUAUAUAUAUUUGUAGGCAAAAUUUGAGUUCCUUGUUAGGAAAAUGGUGUAUUCGAAGGCACCCACAGCGUACUACUCGACCCUGCACGACUCAAUAUCUUCUCUGUGCAAGACCAUUUUACCCUUCGGCCUCAAGAAACAUCGGUGUCUCGUUUCCGCAGAGCAGAAGCUGUGGCAGCUUCAAUCCGACAACCUCAAAUGGCAGCGAGAUUCUCUCUAUCAGAUGCUGAAUUUGGUGGCUCUUCACAGAGAUGACAUUCUUUCUGAAGCUGAGGUUUCGGCUUUCAGGACCCAUUUGCUCGAAACCCUUCUUGCUUCUCCCCCUCCGCACCAGGAUCAUGCCCUCAUCAUCAAAGAUAAGCUUAUGUUUCUGCAGGAACUUCUUAAUGCAAAGUGCAUUUCGGAAGGGGAGUACCACUCUUCAAGAAGGCCUUUGCUUGUGAGACUUGCAGUUCAAGGAGGUGAGAUUGAAGGCAGGGAUGUGAUCAUUGCAGGGUCAAAAGACACCAAGCAAGAUUCGGAGGAAGAAUGGUCAGAGAUAGACUUGAAGGAUGAGCAGUGCUUGGUGAACAAAGAGAACUCAAAUUCCAAGAAGACAUCAAAACAGGCAAGGAAGCAGGUUGUUAAAGGAGCAACCUCGGUUUUCGGCUUUGGCUCUUCUUACAAGCCUAGCAAAAACUCGACGGAGAGGAGCAUAUUCAAUUCACCCUCUUUACACAAGCACUCAGCACAAUCAAAAAUGUCUUCUCCAUCUAUCUAUGCACAAAGUGAAUUGAGGCAUUCUAAGGAAAACAACCCCUUCUGGGAUGGGCCGGAGAAGAUGAAGAGGAAACCAUUUAGAGCUCUAUUUCAUAGGGAUAAGAAUAAGAAAGAGGGGAAUGGUGGUGGAGACGGUCUUGAAGCAGCAGAGAAAUCAGCUAAUAAACAAUGGGGGUUUGAUGGGUUGAGGAAAUGGAAGAAAAGUGACACAGAUGAUGACACAGUUCCUUUGUCUCUAAAUGAGAGGUCUGAUAGUGUGGCAUACUUGCCUUCCUAUCAGCUUUCUUCAACAAUUCCAUAUGGUGAGCUUUCAAUGAAGAACAAGUUGCACUCUGGUCUAUCACCAUCUGAUUUUUCCAUGGAUGAUAAGAAGGAGCUGUCUAGAACCCCUACAGAAAUGAGGAGCACAAACACAAAUCUCAACUUCUCGAGGGAUCAGAAGCAAGCAAAUUCUACCAAACUUCCAGAUUACUACAAGGCCGAGUUAGAAAGUGACUUUCCCAAGCCAUUGGAUGUGGUGAAGAAACAAUUUAAAGACAGUGUUGGAGAAUUUGAAAAUAUGCACAAUGAUGCAGAAAACUCAAUGGGGUGGACAACAUUUGAAGACGAGGAAAACCUUCACCCAAAUCUUUUUGUUCAUCAAGAAAAAUCAUUGCGCAAGCAGUAAGGAUGAGCUCAUAGAGUAAGGAUGAGCUCCUCUAGGGAGUGGAGGAGUUCAAAGAAAAGGAAUCCUCCUUGCCUGUUCUUAAAAGUACUGGUGGUUACUAUUUUGAGUUAUUUAUGCAAUGUAUGUAUUUAUAUCAUAAUGUGGUCUCCUAAGAAGAGUAUAGCAAAUAUAUAUUGUUUAAAUACUUGUAAUUUCUAAAUAAUGUUUGAAUUAUCUAAACAAUAUUUAUAUUUAUGUCGGCAAAAAUCAGUUCAUUUAAUAUUUUAAUAGAAAAGCAGUCACUUAAUUCGA
This is a messenger RNA of Glycine soja, 1964 nucleotides long. RefSeq lists its product as uncharacterized. The record is from RefSeq and is a predicted model, not a curated record. Lineage: Eukaryota; Viridiplantae; Streptophyta; Magnoliopsida; Fabales; Fabaceae. The transcript is spliced from 5 exons. Bases 291 to 1673 code for a protein of 460 amino acids.